This is a messenger RNA of Centropristis striata (black sea bass), 3794 nucleotides long. It is a transcript of the gene cacnb2a, whose product is annotated as calcium channel, voltage-dependent, beta 2a. The transcript has 13 exons. The coding region runs from base 407 to 2500 and encodes 697 amino acids. Gene Ontology annotation, biological process: neuromuscular junction development; chemical synaptic transmission; calcium ion transmembrane transport. Lineage: Eukaryota; Metazoa; Chordata; Actinopteri; Perciformes; Serranidae. The record is from RefSeq and is a predicted model, not a curated record. Gene Ontology annotation, molecular function: high voltage-gated calcium channel activity; protein binding. Gene Ontology annotation, cellular component: voltage-gated calcium channel complex.
GAGCACUCAAGGAGACUGGGGCAGACGCGGGAGAGAGCUGCUGAGAUUAUGCGCGGGGCAGAGAGCUCCUGUGGAUUCCCCAUCUUUUGCAGCGCCAGCAGCAGCAGCAGAAGGAGCAGAAGCUGUGGCUCUACAGAUAGCAGCAGAGCUAGCUGGAGCUGCAGCAAAACAAGGAGCCCCAACUCCAAAGCUAUUUAUUUACCCAGAGAUGAAGGUAGCAUUUACAGCCAAGGUGUAACAGGAACCAGCUGUGCACGCCGCCACAGUGUUGAAUGUACCUGUAGCCAGAGCAGUGACGGCCGCUGCAGCGCUGGUGCACAAGUGACCACAGCAGUGCAGUUAGGUGUAGUUGUAGCAGUAGCAGGGGGGGGCAGUGGCUCAGGACACUGAAUGACCAGUGUGGCUGAUGAAGGCCACCUGGAUCCGCUUGCUGAAACGAGCCAAGGGAGGUCGUGUCAAGAGCUCCGAUGCCUGUGGUUCGGCCGACUCCUACACCAGCCGUCCAUCAGACUCCGAUGUGUCCCUUGAGGAGGAUAAGGAGGCAGUGCGAAGAGAGGCAGAGCGACAGGCUCAGGCACAGCUCGACAAGGCCAAGACCAAACCAGUUGCAUUUGCUGUUCGCACAAAUGUCAACUACAGCCCGUGUCUCGACGAUGAUGUCCCCGUGCCGGGCAUGGCCGUCUCCUUUGAGGCUAAAGACUUCCUCCAUGUCAAAGAGAAAUUCAACAACGACUGGUGGAUAGGACGCCUGGUGAAGGAAGGCUGUGAAAUCGGUUUCAUCCCCAGUCCAGUGAAGCUUGAAAACACUCGUAUCCUCCAGGAGCAGAGGGCCAAGCAGGGCAAGUUCCACUCCAGUAAAUUGGGAGCAAACUCAUCCUCUAGUUUAGGUGAAGUGGUUCCUAACUCAAGGAAAUCUACUCCUCCUUCGUCUGCCAUUGACAUAGACGCCACAGACUUAGACCCCGAGGACAAUGAGCUUCCAGUCAACCUGCGCUCCCCUAAAGCCAGUCCAAACACUGUCAUGUCACCCCUAGCAAAAGAGAAACGAAUGCCCUUCUUUAAGAAGGCGGAACACAUUCCUCCGUACGACGUUGUGCCUUCCAUGCGACCCGUGGUUCUGGUUGGACCAUCACUGAAGGGCUACGAGGUGACAGACAUGAUGCAAAAAGCACUGUUUGACUUCUUGAAACACAGAUUCGAGGGAAGAAUAUCAAUCACUCGCGUCACGGCGGACAUCUCUCUGGCCAAACGCUCGGUCCUGAACAACCCCAGCAAGCACGCCAUCAUCGAACGCUCCAACACACGCUCAAACUUGGCUGAAGUCCAGAGUGAGAUUGAGCGGAUUUUCGAACUGGCGCGGACGUUACAGCUAGUCGUUCUGGACGCCGACACCAUCAACCACCCGUCACAGCUGGGGAAGACUUCCCUCGCCCCCAUUAUCGUGUACGUCAAGAUCACCUCUCCCAAGGUGCUGCAGAGGCUCAUCAAGUCCAGAGGAAAGUCUCAGGCCAAACACCUCAACGUCCAGAUGGUGGCUGCUGACAAGCUGGCUCAGUGCCCUCCUGAGAUGUUUGACAUCAUCCUCGAUGAGAACCAGCUGGAGGACGCAUGUGAGCACAUGGCUGAUUAUCUGGAGGCCUACUGGAAAAGCACUCACCCCACCAGCUCCAGCCCCACCAACGCUCUGCUGACCAAGCUGCCAACUGCCCAGCUGCCCUCCAGCCAGGCUCCGGUCUCCGGCGUCCAGGGCAGCAGCGCAGAGCAGAGAGGAGAUAAAGCAUUAGUGGAGAGGAAAGGCUCCAGAGAGGACCACCAGCACCAUCACCACCACCACCACCACCACCAACAGAGCCAGGACCAGGCCGACGCCGAGGCCGAGGGGGAGGGCAACGAGGAGGAGCGGCCUCUGAGGACAGAGUCCUCCAGGAGAGCCCAGCACAUCCACCACCGCUCGUCUUCCACCAGGACUGAGCACCACAACCACCAUCACCACCACCACCACCACAGCAAUCGAGGCCGGGGCCUCUCCCGGCAGGAGACUUUGGACUCGGAGACGCCCGAGAGCAGAGAGAGCCGGGAGAGCAAGGACUCAGCUUACAUCGAGCCACGCACUCAGCUCCUCCACCAGGAAGAGGAGGAGGAGGAGGAGGAAGAGGAGGAGGAGGAAGAGGAGGAUGAGGAUCUAGGGGAGGGGCACCCCCAGCAGCAACAGCGCUAUGAGCCACUGCCCCACCGGGACCACAACCACCAUCACCACCACCACCAUCACCGCGGUGGUGGGGCGGACGAGGCCGGCCACGGCACGGGACACCACCGCUCAAAGGAGCGCGAGCAGGACCAUAACGAACGGAACAAGCAGCGCUCGCACCACCACCGGCCGGCACGAGACCACCACCACCACUACUACGACCGGGACAGAGACAGGGACCGAGAGGGGGAGGUGGCUCCCAAAAAGAGGGGCGACGCAGGGGAGUGGAGAGACUCCUACAUCCACCAGUGAACGACCAAAUCCCUCCUGACGCUCAUUCUGUUCUCCCAUCGUGCUGCUAUGCCCUGAAACCACAGCAUCCUAUUUAUGUACACCUCCUUUGUAAAUGCUGUUGCAUCUUUUUCAAUGGCAGGAUUUUGAUUACAUAGAUACAAAUAUAAAUAUAUAAAUAUAUGUAUGUGUGUAUCUAUGCAUAGACGUUGUUUAUGUGUGGAUAUGCAUGAAUAUUCUCAAAUAUGCAUAUUUUAAACCUGUGUUUGAUAAAGCAUGACACAAAAGCAGAAUUUUUUUCUGUACUGAGCUGUGCUUUCUGUGAUUAGCAUUUUUUAAAUUGUUUUUAUUAAUUAUUUUUUUUGCUUGCUACCACUUGAAUCAUUUGUUCCUUUAGACUACUACUAGGGUUGUAAAUGGUUGACUAACCAAGUUAGUUUGAUGCUGUAUUUGCAGAGGUCUUUUUUGAUUCAAAGAAUAGUUUGUCAAUUUGAGAAAUACACUUAUUAGAGUAACCAGUUUAUUAGGUGAACCAAGCUCAAAUUGAUGCAGUCUAAUACAACAGUCCUGCGAUACAUUUUGCCGUAAAUAAUUUACAGUUAUUGUUGAAACUGAAAUUUAUGAUUAUUUUGGAGGCUGCAGUUUGUGGUGCUGUUGGAUUGUAUUAUGUAUUGUUCAUACUUGCAGUUUAUCCCUUAAAUGUUCAGGAACAUUUCCUGCAUGGGAUGUAUGAAUGGGAGCAGGGAUAGAAAUUCAGGGAAAUCUGAAAUGCCAAUUUCUCACCUGAAGACAGAGUAAAAUUUCCAGAGAGUUGCCUCUACGGCUGUGUUGUGAAUGAAAGCAGUCAUGUUGCAGGGACAAGCAUGUUAAAGUUACAUUCAUAGGAAUGAACAGGGCCCCACCUCCAACGUAUCCAAUUCUUUUAUAUACAUCCAUCUAUGGUACGUGUGAAAAAGGCGCAAGGCGGGAAUUUUCCUGAAAGUAAUGCAUGUGUCAAUAUGGGAAAUCACUAUCUGAAGAGGUUAAUUUACCUGGAACAUUGUGAGAAAGAAGCUUAUUCUUUUCAAACACGACUGUUGACUGCAUCCGUUUUAGCUUCUUAAUCAACUGCAAACUGAGUCUACAUGAGAAGAUUAAUAACACUUUAAUUUGUGUGUUAAAUACAGUCAUGGAAAAAAAUAUUAGACCACCCUUGUUUUCUCUAAUUUCUUGUUCAUUUUAAUGCCUGGUACAACUAAAGGUACAUUUGUUUGGACGAAUAUAAUGAUAACAUAUGAUGAUUCUUAAUAAUAACCAAAAUCAUUAUAAAGAAAAC